AUGAUGGCAUGGGACAUUUAUGACAGAUAUGCUUCAUUUUAUUCUCUCACAAAUACUACACAGCAUAUGUACCCUGCAUUGGGUGUGGUUGGGACUGCCGCACGAUUAGCUCCUACUAAUUGUAUUUAUGAUGAUGUAGUCUCAAUGUUUACAACAGCUGGUUUGGGUGUUCCAGUCAUCGCUGUUAGAAAUGUAACUGAGUUGGAAAGGAGGGACGUUGGGAAUAGCACUUACACAAUACAUUGGGCUACAGAGCUUGGAAAACAUUCGGCUACGCAUUUAGAACAUUACGAUCCGAUUGAUAUGGCGAAUGACAUUAUUUCUCAGUACAAAACAGGCUAUAACGGAACCAGCAAGUACUUCAAGGCAAAUAACUACACGUUAGAAAAGCGAACUGAUAGGUACACUGUUGAUUGGGUCUCAUACAAUGUGGAUAACGAAAAUGCAAGUCUUGAAACUGUGGCAUGGGAAUCUACAAGAGACCCGGGUGAUUGGGAAGAAGACAUAGCAAAUGCCUUAUUUACAAAUGAUCUCGAUACUACAUGGAAGUGGUGUAUAACUGUUAUGGCUAGUGGUUCUGAUAGCUACGAUUCUUUUGGAACCGAAGAUGCAACCCAUGGUGAAGCAUAUACAAACCAGUAUGGCGGGAUUGAUAGUUAUUGUAAUGAUAACAAAGGAGGCGCUCAAUGCUCCACUGACGGCUGUCAGUAA
Molecule: messenger RNA, 711 nt
Organism: Kazachstania africana CBS 2517
Lineage: Eukaryota; Fungi; Ascomycota; Saccharomycetes; Saccharomycetales; Saccharomycetaceae
Product: DUF5341 domain-containing protein
Exons: 1
Coding region: 1-711 (236 amino acids)
Source: RefSeq, a predicted model, not a curated record